This is a messenger RNA of Charadrius vociferus (killdeer), 1134 nucleotides long. RefSeq names its product HEN1 methyltransferase homolog 1 (Arabidopsis) (gene HENMT1). Gene Ontology annotation, biological process: siRNA processing; piRNA processing; RNA methylation. Bases 1 to 1134 code for a protein of 377 amino acids. The transcript has 6 exons. Lineage: Eukaryota; Metazoa; Chordata; Aves; Charadriiformes; Charadriidae. The record is from RefSeq and is a predicted model, not a curated record. Gene Ontology annotation, cellular component: nucleus; cytoplasm. Gene Ontology annotation, molecular function: RNA methyltransferase activity; O-methyltransferase activity.
AUGGAUAAGAACUUUCAAGGAGAACAGUUUACAGGAAUCAUUAAAUUUACACCUCCUUUAUACAAACAACGCUACCAGUUCAUUAAAGAUUUAGUGGGGAAAUACAAACCUAAGAAGGUGGCAGAUUUAGGAUGUGCUGACUGUACGCUUCUCUGGAUGCUGAAAUUCUGCAGUUGCAUUGAAGUGUUAGCUGGGCUAGAUGUCUGUGCAAGUGUAAUGAAAGAGAAAAUGCAUAGGUUGUCUCCUCUUCCUGGUGAUUAUUUACAACCGGCUGAAAGAUCCCUAACUGUUACUUUGCAUCAUGGUUCAGUUGCCCAUAAAGAUCCUUGCAUGCUUGGUUUUGACUUGGUAACGUGUAUUGAACUAAUAGAGCACCUGGAACAAUCGGAACUAAAGAAGUUUCCUGAAGUGGUGUUUGGUUUCAUGGCUCCAAGCAUAGUUGUGAUCAGUACUCCAAAUUCUGAAUUUAACCCUUUGCUUCCAGGAGUGACAUUAUUCAGGCAUCCAGACCAUAAAUUUGAAUGGAACCAGGCACAAUUUCAAAGUUGGGCUCUGGAGAAUGCUAGACGCUAUGAUUAUUCAGUGGAAUUUACUGGUGUAGGGCACCCACCAACAGGAAUGGAGAAUGUUGGGUUUUGUAGCCAAAUAGGUGUGUUUGUUAGAAAAUAUCCUCAGACCAGUGAAUCAGCUCAAUCUGAGAAACCCACUGAAGCAGCUUAUAAAAUGGUCUUCAAAGCAGUGUAUCCAAGUCUUAAGGAUGAGAAGUAUCUGCAGAAUGCAGUGGUCAGUGAAGUUACUUUCACAGCACAAAUCAUUAAGCAAAGUCUGGACUGCUUAAUGUCAGAACGUAAGGAGUAUAAUGAUGAUCCUACUGAGAGAAAACGCAAAUUCCAACCUUCAAGGAACUGUUUUUCAGAAGAUCUUAAAAAACUGGUUGUUGAAAAAAGCAUGGAACCAUUUGUCAAUGGGAAUGUGGUUUAUAUACCUCUUACAACAAUCUUUGCUUGUCCCAAAGUGAAUCGACUUUGUGGUACCUUUGAGAAGUUACGCAGGCUUAUUGCUGGCAAGGUCACACUGAGCAGUGAUGGUUCUGCUGUAAUGUUCAAUACUGAACAUGAAAAUGAAGAGAAUUAG